UUCUUCUGGGUCCUUCUGGCGAUCUUCCUCACGGAGCUGCUGCUGAUAUUCAUCGAAAUCAUCUUUGAAAACAAGAUGAAUGCAGUUUUCCACUCCAACAUCCAAGAGGGCAUCAGACACUAUUACGAUGACCUUGACUUCAAGAACAUCUUGGAUUUUGUACAAGAAAAGUUUUCUUGCUGCGGCGGCGAUGAGUACCGAGACUGGGAGGUUAACCAGUACCACUCCUGCAACGGCAGCGGGCCGCUGGCGUGUGGGGUGCCCUACACGUGCUGUGUCAGGAAGGUCCCUGGAGAAGUCAUUAACACCCUGUGUGGAUACAGGACACUCGAUAAAGAGCGCCUGGAGCUGCUCAAUGUCAUCCACGUGCGAGGCUGCAUCCACGCCGUCGGGCUCUGGCUCAAAGACAACUUCGAGGCCACUUUGGGCAUCGUUUGCUCCCUGCUGCUUCCACAGGUGGUCGGCCUCGUGAUGGCUUGGCUGUAUUGGCAAAAGCUCAAUGAGAUCUACUCCAAGCUGGACACCGUUGACUUCAAGAUCCUGGAGGUGCGGGAUUUCAGCUUCGGGGCGGUGGAUCUGAGCGGUGCGGGCUGGUGCUGGUGCUUGCCCAAGGAAGGGGGCUACAUUCCCGUCAAUGCUGAGGAGGAGGAAGACGAGGAGGAGGAGGAGGAAGGCACCAUCUGCCACAGCAAUGUGUGAGAAGGUGGAGGACCAAAAGGCAGCUUGGAGCAAAGCUCUUAGGGAGGCGGCGGAUGUUGAAUGUGGAAA
Molecule: messenger RNA, 768 nt
Organism: Pelecanus crispus (Dalmatian pelican)
Lineage: Eukaryota; Metazoa; Chordata; Aves; Pelecaniformes; Pelecanidae
Source: RefSeq, a predicted model, not a curated record